This is a messenger RNA of Microsporum canis CBS 113480, 3102 nucleotides long. Its product is annotated as von Willebrand RING finger domain-containing protein. The transcript is spliced from 6 exons. NCBI's taxonomy places the organism in Eukaryota, Fungi, Ascomycota, Eurotiomycetes, Onygenales, Arthrodermataceae. Bases 1 to 3102 code for a protein of 1033 amino acids. The record is from RefSeq and is a predicted model, not a curated record.
AUGGAUGUCGACCGGUCUCGGAAUCGCAGAGAACGGACUUUUGCUGGUAGCGAAUGCGCCGUUUGCGAAGAACCCCUAGAACACACCCUCCGAGGCGAGCGUAUUCUGCAAUUUUCUUGCGCCCACGUUGCCCAUGAGGUAUGCUUUUAUGAAUUCAUCAGAGAUGUCGAACCCCAGUAUUGUCCUAUAUGCUCCGCACCUCUAGGCUUGGAUGCCAGCAGAGGCGGCAAUGUCCUCGACCUAGAAAAAAUAAAUAAUCUUGUACGGUCCGUUUCUUUAGCCGACUCACAGACGAAUCGCAGUGGUCACGCACCCGCACCAUCAUGGGACAAUGCAAGCAACCGAGCGGGUUCUCUAAACCAAGACUAUUCAACCCGAUCCUUUAGCACCAACCACGUUAGGGAACAUUCCCGCCGUGAUAGUAGGGAUACCAAUAGCCACCGUGAACGACUCGAUAGAUUGACAUUGGGCUCGCGAAAUGAACUUCUCCGUCACGACAGCGGGACAGUCGGAGGCCAGACGGCUUCGGAUUACCAGCACGACGCCCAUCAGUCCUCUGUUUCAAGGAGACAUGACUACGACGUGCAGGCUAUGGAGGCUGAUCUCAGUCCCCGCCCGGGAAUCAGCAAGAAUCUCAUUCCCGCACCUAUAGUCACUGUUCGAAGCGAGUUCCCAUCCCUAAACCGUUCCCGCCAACAGCAACCUCUCACAUGUCUGGUCACUGUCGAAGUUCCUGGAGGUAAAUGGGCGCCAGACCCGGAACAGGUACGCCACACUCCUGGUGCUGCUCUACCUGUGGAAGAUACUCAAUCUUUGGCUGUAAAGGCCCAAGGCCUUUCCAGCCCUGACCCCCAGGCGCAAGCUCGUUCUAUCCACGAAUCUGAGGAAAUGCUCAGUGCAAUUGCAGAGGACUUACGUUUGCGUGUUGAUAAUUGGCAUGGACUGGAGUUCUCAAGAUUCGGCAAGUUGAACCUCCAUGGUACAAUUCGCGUAGGAAAAGACAGAACUUCAUGGCAAGAGUUGGAGUGCUAUCUCUUCUCUGAGAUGCUCAUAUGCGUGAAAGAGAAGAAGACUAGACAAGGCCAGAACUCGAACCUGUUUGAGGAGCCAGUUGCACAACGCACAAACCCGAGAUUUACCCUGAAAGGGUCGAUUCUCAUCAAGAAGCAUCUCAAGGACCUGGAGACCAUCACUGACGAGCUUGUUUUGACCCUUAAUCUUUCUGUGAACGAGCUGCCUAGCUUUCACUUGAGGUUUUCGACACUACACCAGCUGGAUACAUGGAAACGAGCACUUGGAGACUUACAGAACGGGGGUGUGGUGGCUCACCCUGACCACGAAGUGGAGGUACCUACAGCAGAAGAGGAUGACUAUAGGAACUCGAAGACACCAAGCAAGCGGGAGUCGUCCGGCUACUCGUCUUCAUACGGUGCAGGAAAGUCUAGCAAUACUGUCAUGACGGAUUACACCAGCCCGAGUCGUGAGUCCGUACCUCCAUCUACAUUCCAUGUGCCCCUGGACAUUGUUGUUGUUAUCCCUGUCUCUUCGUCUAUGCAAGGGCUUAAGAUCUCCUUGCUUCGUGAUACCCUACACUUCCUCGUCCAGAACCUUGGUCCACGCGACCGCAUGGGCUUGGUUACAUUUGGGUCAUCAGGUGGAGGUGUUCCCGUCGUUGGAAUGACUUCAAAGACGUGGAAUGGAUGGGGAAAGGUUUUCAACUCUAUCCGCCCCGUAGGUCAGAAGAGCUUACGGGCCGAUGUCGUCGAGGGUGCAAAUGUGGCCAUGGAUCUACUCAUGCAACGCAAAUCAUUUAACCCUGUGUCCACGAUACUAUUGAUUAGCGAUUCGCAGACAACUGAUCCAGAGAGCGGUGACUUUGUAGUCUCUCGCGCUGAAGCGGCGAAGGUGGGCAUUCACACAUUUGGCCUGGGCCUAACCCAUAAGCCUGAUGUUAUGAUUGAAUUAUCGAGCCGAACAAAGGCGUCUUAUACAUAUGUUAAAGAUUGGAUGAUGUUGCGAGAGUGCAUCGCUGGAUGCCUUGGGGCGCUACAGUCGACUUCACACCAGAAUGUUAAACUGAAGUUGCGUCUACCUGAAGGAUCUCCUGCACGGUUUGUAAAGAUCAGCGGCGCGAUGCAUACCACCAAACGUGCGACGGGAAGAGAUGCGGAAGCUGUGCUGGGUGACCUGAGAUUCGGAGAUAAACGAGAUGUCUUGAUCCAGCUUGCUAUCACCCCAGAUACUUCUGCUCCUGAACAUGUCCCUCAAGACCCUUGGGAAAGCAUUGUUUCUGGUCUGGAGGCACUCGGUGGGCCAAUCGAUGGCGAUGACCAGCGGGUCGCAAGCAUAGAAGAAGUCCCGUUGAUUCAAGCUGACGUUACCUAUGGUGACAUACUACGCGAGGGUCAUUUAACACACUCACCACGACCAUCGCUUUUGGCUAUCACUAUGUUCCCACAGAACCAGAAGUCGAAACAUAUUGGGCGGCCUAUCAGUCCUCCGAUCCCUCCUCAUCCCUCUAUCGUCCAGCGCCGUAUGGAAUUGCUUACAUCCGAUAUGCUGAUGAGAUCGCUUACCCUUGUUACCCGUGGCCAGCAUGAUCGUGCUCACCACCUUCUCACUGAAACUAGAAGUAUCCUCAAAGGUCUUGGGAAAGGUGGUCUACCCCCGUUACCGCCAGGGGCUACCCCAAUCCCAACCCCGCGAACCACUCUUACCCCUACACUCACUCCUGCCUCUGAGGCACACUCUCCCGGCACUUGCUCUCCACAUUUCCCUGAUGCUCUUGAUUGUCGUGGUUCCUCCCAUUCGUCCGAAGCAGCAACUAUUACCCCGGUGGCCGCUGUUGAUCCUGCAAUCAUAUCAGCAUUGGACGCUGAUCUCGAAGCUGCUCUCGAAUGGAUCACUCAUCCUGCAGUCUUCAGUCGUGACUCACGCAAGGCAGUUCUCCAAGCUAUUGGUGUCAUCUCCUCACAACGAGGGUACACCUUCCGAACGCCAUCCGAAUCGCUAUGGGCAGAGCGCAUACCUGGUGUGAAACGACUAACUGAGCAGUCUCGAGAGUGGCGUGAGGUUGGUGAUGAGUCGUUGGCUGAAGAAUAG